GGUUAGUUUCCAACGCAUCACCUGGAGCAAGUCGCGAGUUUAUUGCGAUUGACUUCUUCCAUUUUUCAGGUUUUACUUCAAUUAGGAACCUAAAACUCCUCUUGAUUAACGAUUUUUUUCCUAUAAUCCCGCCCCUUUUUGUGAAGCUCAUAAUUAGUAAUUUUCUAAUUAUUUCCAAGAAAAUCUUCCUAUAUAAACAGGAUUCAAUUCCCUUUACUUUCAUUCAUCCUUAACAUCCAAAACAACAAUAAAGAGGAGAAUAAAGAAUAAACACAGGGGAAAAAGAAAUAAAGAAAUAAAAAAAAAAGAAUAAGAACAUGAAGCCUUCCGGUACUCUGAUGGAAACCUUUCCGGCAAUGUUCCUUCUCCUUUUGGUUGCAUCUUUCAAUAUGGUUGGAGCCCAACGUGGUGCGGGUCAACCCGGUAUGCCUGCCACGGGUCCUGCCGGUGGUGUGAUUGACGUCACAAAAUACGGUGCCGUCGGAGAUGAGAAGACAGAUAUGUCAGCGGCGUUAGUGAAAGCUUGGGCCGAUGCUUGCGCGUCAACCACUCCGGCCACAAUCGUUGUUCCGACGGGGACAUUCUUAUGCGGGAGGACAGACUUGAAAGGCCCAUGCAAGGCUCCGGAAAUCACAUUCCAAGUUCAGGGAACCAUCAGUGCCCCCGCCGACAUCUCCGGCGACACGUGGUUCCUCUUCGACAACGUCAACAACUUGAACAUCAACGGCGGCGGUACUUUCGACGGGAAAGGACCCGCCGUAUGGCAAACCAAGAAGUCCGUUGCUGUGACGUUACGGUUCAACUACGUGAGCAACGCAUUCGUCCAAGGGAUAACGAGCAAGGACAGCAAGAACUUCCACUUCAUCAUCAUCGGAGGCAAGAACCUGACGUUCAGCCAGAUCACCAUCACCGCCGCGGGAGACAGCCCCAACACCGAUGGAAUCCACAUGGGGAGAGCUUCUCAAAUCUCGAUCCUCGACUCCAACAUCGGAACGGGCGACGAUUGCAUCUCCGUCGGAGAUGGAAUCUCGGACCUGACGGUGACGAACGUGACGUGCGGGCCCGGCCACGGUAUCGCCAUCGGCAGCCUUGGGAUGUACCCGAAUGAGUCGCCGGUCAAAGGAAUCCACGUCAAGAACUGCACUUUGACCAACACCCUCAACGGUUUGAGGAUCAAAUCCUGGCCCGAUAGGGAGGUUUGUGAUGCCUCCGAUAUCCAUUUCGAUGACAUCAUCAUGAACAACGUCUCUUUCCCUAUCAUCGUCGAUCAAGAUUAUUGCCCUUGGAAUACAUGCAAGAACACGGGGCCAUCGAAAGUUUCGCUUUCGGAUAUCAGUUUUACCAACAUUGUGGGGACUUCAGGAACUCCAGAGAUUGUUCACUUGAAUUGCAGCAGCCUCCAUCCAUGCCAGAAUGUGCAGCUAUCUAACAUCGACGUCAAGUCAACCGCUGGACCGGCGACAUCAGUGUGCUGCAACGUGAAGCCGACCAUUUCAGGAUCCAUCCCACCAGGAUGCUAAAUUUCUAUAAUUUUGCACCAAUUUUGUAAUGUUAUUUUUUAUAAUAUUUCUUAUGAGCUGUGUAGUUCUUGAGCUACACAUACCUAUACGAUUAUAUUUAUAAUUAUGUCGGCCUAGCCAAUUAUUAUAUGUGACCCAAUAAACAAAUUAAUAGAAAAGGGUCCACCCGAUUUUGUCAACUGCUGUAUAUGUAUUGAGUUAUUGGUGAGUCAGUAAUUUAUUGUUCUCACUUCCCAGCUUAUAAUUCAUCACCAGUGUGUGGAGCAACUAGCGAGAUUUGUAACAUCGACUUCUUUGAAUACUGAAACCCUAACGGAAGUUAUUAUACCAUAAAAAGUGAAGGUAGGAUAUUUUUUAAUAAAAUCGUAAUCUAAUCCUUAUUCAAUUAUUUUAUACCGCUAAAAUUCCCUAUUAUAUGGAGUUUGGUAUCCGGUAUUUUCGACCGAACCGACUGGUAUAGUAGAGUUUCUCAAACCAUGUCCAAUACAAGUGUUAAUUCAUUUAGCAACCAAUUGUGCAGUAAAUUAAUUGAAGAUGCAGUUGACGUUUUUCCUUUACGUUAUCCUAUUAUUAGCUCAUAUUUGAUAUGUUUCUCCAACUUAACACCAUUCUUCCCCAAUAAUGGAAAAUUACUAUCCGUUAUUCGAAAACAAUAUAAAAAAAAUCCUUCCGGUAGUAAAUUUAAUUAUUUUUAGGGGAUAAUAAAUUUCUGGAUGCGCCAAUGGUGACUUGCAAUUACCGUAACUUGCACUUUUCGGUCGACCUAUGUCUACACGCGGCCGACCAAAUUCAACACCGUGGUCACUCUGCUGAAACCUCAAGGUCGAUCUUAAAUAACAUAGUGGUCGACCGUGUUUAGUUAGUCGAUACCUUAGUGGUCAACCUCAAUAAAUUUUCGAUCGACCUUUCAAUUUACUAAUUUAGUCAGGAGAAAAAUGGUGGACCAUAAAGUACUGAAAUGGCCGACCAUAUACAAGAAGAGGUCGAGCAGAUACAAGACUAAAGUACUAUCUAUUCAUCCAUUCCCUAUGACGUGAAACGUAGAUCAAAAUUCUUGGUUCUUGGUUUCGCGGUCGACCACAUACAGUAAAAGGUCAAUCUCGUAUAGGAAAAUCAACGUAUAACCUUCGACUUUUUUGCUUAUGUAUGUCGAUGUGUGUGUUAGUUUGCUCGUACAAAUUACGUUUGAAACCAACAAAAUCAGUACUCAAUCAUGAUAUUAAGAAACCAUAACUUCAUAACAUAACAUCUCGACAUACUAACAAGAAAUACAAUAAAACACAACUCAUAAUUGUUCACACAUACCUAAAAUUAAAAACCACAUAACAUCAAUCGACGAUCAUAGUUGUUUCAAACCAAAUGGUCUUUAAGACAAAACAACAAAAGAACACAAUCUAAAAUCAUGGAGUUCCUACAUCUCUCCCCUCUCUCACUCAUCCGCAUUUUCCUCAUUGGUGGUGCUCGUAUUAUGGUAGUCGGAUGUGGGGAGAUGCAUGUAUCUUCCGCUGAAAGAGCGAAACUCGCCUCGCAUCUCUGUUACAGUAAGCUUUAGUGUGCUCAUUUGGGUGCUCAUCUUCCCCAUGUAAUCGUACAUGUCAGUCAUCUGGGUGGACAUCUGUCACAUGUAUCGUACAUGCCAAUGUGUUGUGGACUAAUUGCAAAAUUUGACCUAAUUUUCUUUAUUCAUAUGGUUAUUUGUUCUAAUUUAAAGCACUCAUAUGUACUUUAAUGGUUUUGCGCAUGACUUGGGUUUGAAUUGGUUCCUAUUUGGGUCAAUUCAUCAUUUGGAGUUAAACUCAUAUGGAUCUAAUUGGAUCUAGAUGAUUGUAUACAUAAAAAAUAAUAUCAACCAUUUCAUUAAUUGGAACUUAGCCCCAACAGUUUAAAGUGUGGCCUCUAUAAGUGUUAAUCCGCUUUUCGCCACUGCCUGCCAUGCCAGCAUUCGAAAAUCCCUCUGGAGAUUACGGAUAAAAAAAGAAAACUCCU
This is a messenger RNA of Linum trigynum, 3506 nucleotides long. Lineage: Eukaryota; Viridiplantae; Streptophyta; Magnoliopsida; Malpighiales; Linaceae. The record is from the annotation of a GenBank genome assembly.